This is a messenger RNA of Cuculus canorus (common cuckoo), 3966 nucleotides long. Its product is annotated as GDNF-inducible zinc finger protein 1-like. Gene Ontology annotation, biological process: regulation of transcription by RNA polymerase II. The record is from RefSeq and is a predicted model, not a curated record. NCBI's taxonomy places the organism in Eukaryota, Metazoa, Chordata, Aves, Cuculiformes, Cuculidae. Gene Ontology annotation, molecular function: DNA-binding transcription factor activity; protein binding; RNA polymerase II cis-regulatory region sequence-specific DNA binding. Bases 316 to 3246 code for a protein of 976 amino acids. The transcript is spliced from 7 exons.
GGUGACAGCCUGGUGGGGGUGAGCUCUCCCCUGCUUGGUGAGCACUGGUGAGGCCGCACCUCCAAUCCUGUGAUCAGUUUUGGGCCCCUCACUACAAGAAGGACAUUGGGGUGCUGGAGCAUGUCGAGAGAAGGGCAACAAAGCUAGUGAAGAGGCUGAAAAACAAGCCUUACGAGGAGUAGCUCAGGGAGCUGGGGUUGUUUAGAUUGGAGAAAAGGAGAGAGCUUAUUGCUCUCUACAGCUACCUAAAAGGAGGAUGUAGCGAGGCGGUGGUUUGUCUCUUCUCCCAAGUGACAAGUGAUGGAAUGAGAGAAAAUGGGCUCAAGCUAUGAUCUUAGGAUGGAGAAAAAGAAAAUUCUAAUGAAAUCCAAAGUUGCUGCUCCAAACCUCCUGAGGGCUUUGCAUUCUCUGUACCAGUUUGGUCAUCUCUGUGACGUGACAGUUCACACGCAACAUCUAGGAAUUCAGGAGGAGUUUCUGGUUCACAAAGCUGUCUUGGCGGCUUCCAGCAAUUAUUUCAAGGGGCUUUUCCUGCAUGAUGAGAUGCUUGACACCAAGAAUUGCACAGUGACUCUGCAAGACAUUUAUACGGAAGAGUUCACCUCCUUCCUAGAGUUUGUUUACACUGCAGAAGUGGAGAUUGAAGCAGAAAAACUGCAGCGGAUGAAAGAAAUAGCUGAAAGGCUUGAAUGCAAGGAUUUGCUUGACAUUUGUGAAGAAGUGAAAGCCGAGGGCAGGAAGAGUUUAGAUUUAAGCCUCCAUCUGAAAGGUCAGCUGUGUGAAAAUGGUGGACAACAGUGGACUCGCAUCCAGCAAGAGGACCGUAAACUGAGUACCUCUUCCCAAGCUGUGGCGAUACCCAUGCAGAGGAAACUGUGGGAUAAACAAAAACAUAAGAAAUUGCUGGCUGGCUACAAACUCAUUGAAGGUCAACCAGCAAGCCUGGAGCAAGAGGACACUGGUUUUCCAGAACCAAAAUCCAGGACAGCAAAGCUACUGAAAUGUAACAAGGCAGAUACCAGAAACAGACUCAGCAUGGAUAUCGUUGGUCUGAAAAAUGCAACUAGUUGUUCUUUCCUUAGUCAGACUGAGUCAAAGGAAGCCUGUGUAGUAAUUGGGAACACACUGCCUGAGCAAUGGGAAGAUGAAAAUAGUUCAAUUUCCAAAUUUGCCAGUAAAACUGAGGGUAGGAAAUCACUGCAGCACAUGGCAAAAGUUUUGCCACCAAUUGUGUGUGAGAAGUGCCAUGAGUCAUUCCGUGUUAUCGAGCAGUACCAGUCACACAUGGAGCUCAAGCAUGACAUUAAUCUGGCUGUCAAGUACAGAUGUAACAUGUGUGAGCAGCUCUUCUCAACUCACCAGAACCUCCAGCAGCACUGCCUCAUGGUUCAUAGUGAUGAGCGGGGCUUUUGCUGCAUGUUUUGUGACAAGAGGUUUAAGCGUCAGAAGGACAUAAAUGACCAUAUCCGCAGGGUGCAUGAGAAGAAGCAGAGUCCCCAGGCCUGCCCAUACUGUGACAAGGUCAUCAGUUCCAAGUGUGGCCUCACAGUCCAUAUACGAACACACACAGGGGAGAAGCCUUAUAAAUGCGAACGCUGCCCAGCCAGCUUUGCUCAGAGAUCUGCUUACAAUACUCAUGUGAGAAAAAUCCAUGAGUCUGGGCAAGGGAGGAAACUUCUGCCUGUCUAUUGGAUGGUAGUUCCGCCUGCGCAUAGACCAAAUGCAACAAGCUGUGACAAAGAUACUGACAGAGAGACAUGGGAUGGAACAUUGGGGGCUGAACGACCAAAGGGUGCACAGCACAUAGUGGCCACAAGUUGUGAGGAAGAACCUGGGGCUUCAUCUAUUACCAAAGCAGACAGCAGCAAUAAGCAGGGAGAACAGAAGCGGAAAUACAAAGAAGCUGAAGUGAGAAGUGAAAAAAUUAGUGAAGUAAGGAAUGAAGAUGAAGGUGAAACAAGUGUGAAGGGUGAGGAGGAGGUAGGUUACAAAGCAGGGUAUUCAGAAGCUGGAGAUAGUAGAAAUCAUGAGGAGGACUCUACUGAGGAGGACGAUGAAGAUGAUGAAUACUCUAAUGAGAAGGACAGAGAAGAACGUGAAUCAGAUGAGUUUAAAAUAAAGAAGGUCAAUAAAGGUGGGGUGAAUAAGAAAUCUGCCUAUGUAAUAACAUGCGAUAAGUGUAACAAGCAGUUUGUUUCGCGGAAAAAGUAUGUGGAUCACUGCAGAGAUGUCCAUCAGUGCUUGCCUGGUAAAGUCUAUCAGUGUGACAUCUGCAGCAAGUCGUUUGCUAGUUACAACAGCUGGAAGGAGCAUCGAGCAUGUGUGCACAGUGAAGAAAGGCAGUUUGCCUGCACCCUUUGCAAUGCUACUUUUAAAAGAAAGCGAGAUGUGAGGACGCAUUUUAUGCGGAAGCAUGAAGGCAGAGUCAAACGCCCUCUCUGCUCUGUCUGUGGGAAGAUCCUCAGCUCCCGGACAGCACUAGUGUUUCAUAUGCGGACACAUACAGGAGAAAAACCUUAUGAAUGUAGCAUUUGCCAUUCAAAAUUUGCUCAGCCAUCACAACUUAAGAUCCAUACCAGGUCCCAUACAGGGGAAAAGCCAUAUAUUUGUGAGGACUGUGGGGCUUGCUUUGCUGAUAAAGGCAAACUCACUGGCCACAAAAGGACCCACACAGGAGAGCGCCUUUUUAAAUGUGAUGUGUGUGGAAAGCAUUUUGCCACCAAUGAAUAUUUAAAAUGCCAUAAGCGAUGCCACCUGGGUGCUAAGCCCUACAAAUGUGAGGUUUGUGGGAAGACGUUUGGACUGAGAGCCUCGCUAGCCCAGCACAGUAACGUCCAUGCAGAGACCCGUCCAUAUUUCUGUGAACAAUGCGGGAAAACAUUCACCCAACAGGGUGCUCUCCGGCGGCAUCAGCGCAUUCACACCGGGGAAAAGCCAUACAAGUGCAGAGCUUGUGAGAGAACCUUCACGGACAUGUCCACCUUGCGCAGACACGUGUUGAUUCAUGACCGGAACGCUCACUGGAGAAGUUUCUUAAUAGAUCUUACAACCAAAAAAGACCAUAACUGGUCGAAGAUAGAAACAUUCUCAGAAGCCUGUAUGGGCGAAGACUCCAUGCCGGAAAUUUGGUCGGUUGACCAAGGUAAACUUUAUAAACCUGGCAGUGUCACUCUUAAAGCAGCAGAACAUGUGCCAUCGGGUGUGGAUAAUGCAGAGGGUACCGAUCGCUCCCUUCUGUACUUGUGACAUUAGUUAUUGAUGGAAAACUGCAGUCUCUCCAGGUCCGAACAGGUGAACUUGUCUCAGGUGCCUGCUGCCAUGUUCCCACAGGUGAGCUGGAGUGACUGGCCUUGAAUCGGAGAAGGGGUUCAUCGUUCUGUUGUAGAAGUCUUUAAUUAGAUUUUGCCAAUUAGAUUUUGGAUCCAUAUUGAGCUCUAUUUUUUGCAGAGCCUUGAAUACACCACAGAGUAUCUCUUCAUGACAGCAUGUGGGUUUGUGUGUGUAUGUGGACAUGGGGCUGGUGCCGUUACUGUAAGUUAUUGCUUGUUUUGAAUAAAGAAUCACAGAAUGCCAGAUUGGAAGGGACUUCAAGGAUCAUCUGGUCCAACCUUUUUAGGAAAUAUAUAGUUUAAAUGAGAUGGCCCAGCACCCUGUCAAGCUGAGCCUCAGAAGUGUCUGGUGUAGAGGAAUCCAGCACUUCCCUGAGGAAACUGUUCCAAUGUUUAACGGUUCUUAUGGUAAAAAAUUUUCUUCUGAAAUCACAGAAUGGUUUGGGUUGAAAGGGACCUUAAAGACCAUCCAGUUCCAACCCCCCUGCCAUGGGCAGGGGCUCCUCCCGCUGGAUCGGGCUACUCAAAGCCCGAUCCAACCUGGCCUUGAACACCUCCAGGAAUGGGGCAUCCAUGACUUCCCUGGGCAACCUGUGCCAGUAGGUCAUCACCCUCGUCGUGUAGAAUUUCUUUCUAA